Molecule: messenger RNA, 1537 nt
Organism: Apis laboriosa (Himalayan honeybee)
Lineage: Eukaryota; Metazoa; Arthropoda; Insecta; Hymenoptera; Apidae
Product: GMP reductase 1-like
Exons: 6
Coding region: 76-1125 (349 amino acids)
Biological process (GO): nucleotide metabolic process
Cellular component (GO): GMP reductase complex
Molecular function (GO): GMP reductase activity
Source: RefSeq, a predicted model, not a curated record
AUAAUCCUUACUCUUCGAUAGAACUGAAUCCAAGUCGUCUACUAAAAGUGAAUGAGGAAUUAAUUGUCUUUUAAAAUGCCUAAUAUUAUAAAUGAUAUUAAAUUAGAUUUUAAAGAUGUUUUAUUACGUCCAAAAAGAAGUACGUUAAAAAGUAGAUCUGAUGUCGAUUUAUUUACGGAAAUCACAUUUCGUAAUUCAAAACAAAUUUACAAGGGAAUACCAAUAAUUGCUUCAAAUAUGGAUACAGUAGGAACAUUUGAAAUGGCUAAAGCUUUAGCAAAGUAUGGUCUCUUUACUACUAUUCAUAAAUAUUAUUCAGUAGAAGAAUGGAAAAAUUUUGCUGCUGAAAAUCCUAAAGACCUUAAAUAUGUAGCUGCUAGUUCUGGUACAGGAAAGGAAGACUUUGAACGGUUGUCAAAUGUACUAACAUCGGUACCAGAAUUAUCUUUUAUCUGUUUAGAUGUUGCUAAUGGUUAUUCUCAACAUUUUGUUGAAUAUGUUAGAAAAGUAAGAGCAGAGUUUCCUAAUCAUACAAUUAUUGCAGGAAAUGUAGUUACUGGUGAAAUGGUAGAAGAAUUAAUAUUAUCUGGAGCAGAUAUAAUAAAAGUUGGAAUUGGUCCUGGAUCUGUAUGCACUACACGAAUGAAGACUGGUGUAGGAUAUCCACAAUUAAGUGCUGUAAUUGAAUGUGCAGAUGCAGCUCAUGGUUUAAAAGGACACAUUAUUUCUGAUGGUGGUUGUACUUGUCCAGGUGAUAUAGCAAAAGCUUUUGGUGCUGGAGCAGAUUUUGUAAUGGCAGGUGGUAUGUUUGCUGGUCAUGAGGAAUGUGGAGGUGAUACUAUAGAAAAAAAUGGAAAAAAAUAUAAGCUUUUUUAUGGUAUGGCUUCAAGCACAGCAAUGAAGAAGCAUGCUGGUGUUGCUGAAUAUAGAUCAUCAGAAGGCAAAACUGUGGAAGUGCCUUACAAAGGUCCAGUAGAAAGUACUGUAUUGGAUAUAUUGGGUGGUUUGCGAUCAGCAUGCACAUACACAGGAGCUGAACGAUUACGUGAACUACCACGACGUGCUACAUUUAUACGUUGUACACAACAGUUAAAUCCAAUGUAUGGUCCACCACCAGAAAUCUGAAGUUAUUCAAAUUAAUUUAUUGUAGUACACAUUUAGGAUAACAUUAUUAUUGAGUCAAUUAACAAAUGCUAUUAUUUGCUGGCAAAUAAUGUUUAUAUAAAAAUUCAAAAGCUUCAACUAAUGUAAGUGUACAUACAUUUUAAUGGCAAUUUUAAAUUGCAUUGAAUUGAAUGAAUUUAAAAGAUAACGUUUAAUGGCACAAAUAUGUACCUUAUUUAUAUAUAUAUGUAUAUGUAUAUAUAUAUAUAUAUUUUAUGAAUAUUUCAUUCUUAAUUAUAUAUUAUAUAUAUACGCGUAUAUUAUACGAAUUCAAUAGAAAUGAUAUUAAUAUUAGAAUGAAAUAUUCACAAAUAUAUUUUUUAAAAUGUUUCUAUAAAGUCAACAAGUUGUGUGUUUGAUACACACACACACA